GCCACCUUUCUUUUCAAUUUUCUCUCCCAAAAGCAGCAGCAACACACGAAAAUGGUGCAACGUUUGACGCUGAGAAGACGUUUGUCGUACAACACACGCUCCAAUAAGAGACGCAUUGUACGCACUCCUGGCGGUCGUCUGGUCUACCAGUAUGUGAAGAAAAACAAAACUGUGCCCCGUUGCGGUCAGUGCAAGGAGAAGCUAAAGGGCAUCACUCCCAGCCGCCCUAGCGAGCGUCCCCGUUUGUCUAAGCGCCACAAGACCGUGUCUCGUACAUAUGGUGGUGUUUUGUGUCAUGGUUGCCUGCGGGAGCGCAUUGUUCGCGCCUUCCUCAUUGAGGAGCAGAAGAUCGUCAAGGCUCUGAAGAGCCAGCGUGAGGCCCUGGUGAAGCCGGUAAAGGCCCCCAAGCCCAAGGUUGAGCCAAAGAAGAAGCCAGUCUCAAAAACCACAAAGCCCGGCGCUGGUGGUAAGGGAGCAGGCAAAUCGGCUGGCGGUAAAGGACCAGGUGUAGGUGGCAAGAAACCCGGACAGAAGCCCACAGGUGGAGCCGGCAAACCCAGGAAGUAAACGCUAAACGCAUUGCGAAUAUGAGUUCAAGUUCUAACAAAUGAUGCAAAAGAAUUCAAAUAAAACUGUUUUUCCCAAA
Molecule: messenger RNA, 646 nt
Organism: Drosophila willistoni
Lineage: Eukaryota; Metazoa; Arthropoda; Insecta; Diptera; Drosophilidae
Gene: RpL34b
Product: 60S ribosomal protein L34
Exons: 3
Coding region: 52-567 (171 amino acids)
Biological process (GO): translation
Cellular component (GO): ribosome
Molecular function (GO): structural constituent of ribosome
Source: RefSeq, a predicted model, not a curated record